CACCACCGACCGCUCCAGUCGGUCAGCUCCCUCUCCAGCUCUAAACACUGCUGGCCUGGAAUCCCUGCCUGCCUGCCUGCCCACUGCCUGUUCCUCGGAGAGAAGGGAGGGACCGCCGCUCUAUCUCUCCCCCCCUCCCAUCCCAUCCGAUCUAUCCUAUCCCAUCCCAUCCUAUCCCAUCCCAUUCCAUCCUAUUCUUCAAACCCCCCUCCCACAGAUGAGAACUUCUAGCAAUUAUGGCCGAUAUUCAACAGCCCUUGGGGGCUCCUGACUCGGACCCCCCUCAGCUGGAUUCCCAGCACCAGCAACCGCGCGUGCGGAAGCGACGCCGUCGCACCAUGGCCUGUAUGCAGUGUCGCAGCCGGAAGCUGCGCUGCGAUCGCGAGUAUCCCAUCUGCAGCCGCUGCCAGAAGAGCAAAACCCCGUCGCGAUGCACCUACGAGGAUGGAUUCCUGUGGCAGCAACCCAACACAGUGGCCUCGCCCGUCUUUUCCGACCGCGGUCCCACAACCACGGUGCAGAUGCCCCCAGCUGAUCGGGCGACUGCCCACCCUACCCCGGACUCGGGGAUAAGUAGUGUUCCGUCUCGGUGUCAACCCUCAGCGCCCGGCGCUCGCCCCGUCGAGGAGAAACGCGACAAAUUCCUCGAAACCGUUCUCGGCGCUCCGAAGGCUGCCGUCAAUCAGGAGCCGUAUGUGACCGCCGAGAUCUUGCGCCAUGCCCCCGAUCCUCAUCAUCAUCAUCAUCAUCAUCUUCUUCUUCACCAUUCCAGCACCCACCACUCCUCCUAUCCGGCUGAGGACGAUGACAUCCCGGCCUCGCCCACACAGCAACUCGACGUCGCCCCUCGGAUCAUGAUGCGAGGCAAAGAAACCAAAACCCGCUUCAAUGGGUCGGGCAUUUUUGCCAAUCUCAUCGCCCAGUUCCCUGACCUCCGCGCCUUCGCGGAGGAAAUUCGCCAGGCCAGCCCGCAUCUCUCGGCCUUGAGGCCCGACCUCAUCAGGGUGAGAAAGGGCGUCUGGAAGAAGAAACCCCUGAACAUGCCCUUCCCCGUCCCCACCACCGCCUCCUUGAUCACCAUGCUCCCCUCGCGGUCAGCAGUCGACGAGCUGGUCAUUUUAUACUGCACGUACAUCGAGUCCACGCAUCGCAUUUUGCACGUUCCUUCGUUCCUGCGGGAGCUGGAGGAGUUCUGGGCGCAGCGCGAGUCGCCGGAUAUGAUCUCACCCGUCUUCGUCGUGCAGCUGCUCCUGGUGCUGGCCUGUGCGUGGAACCUGGCCGAUUUUCACACCUUGCAGAUGAAGAAUGACGGGAACCUGCAAUGCUACACGGCGGUUGAGUGGGUCCUGCAUGCAGAGAAGUGGAUGCAGAAUCACCACAUCAAGCGCCCCGAGCUGACCAGUCUCCGUCUCGACACGCUGCUGAUCAUUGCGUUCAACAUUCAUGGCAUGAAACGCAGCCAGGCGUGGCUGGCCACGGGAACCCUGGUUAAGCAGGCCAUGAUGGCGGGCUUCCACCGCGACCCCACCCGGUACACCCGGAUCUCCGUGUUCAACAUGGAGAUGCGCCGACGGAUAUGGACGACCAUCUUGGAGCUGGACCUGCAGGUCUCGCUCGAACGCGGCAUGCCGCCGUCAGUCCUGGAGGAGGAUUACGACACCCUUCCGGCGCGGAACAUCAACGACAGCGACAUCCAGGAGGACAGCACGGAGUGUCCCGAGGCGCAGCCGCUGAGCGUCAUGACCGAUUCGUCCUUCCAGGCGGUGCUCGUGCAGUCGCUCCCGCUGCGACUGAAAGCCUGCGCGUUGAUGCACUCCCCGCGGAUCAACUGCCGGUACGAGGAGAUCCUGCGCAUAGACCACGACCUGAACCACCACUUGUCGAAGAUCCCGGUCUGGCCCGUCUCCGACGUGGACGAUUUCCAAACGGCGCACCGGAUCAUCCUCAUCCGCGCCCUGCUGGAGAACAAGAUCGGCCACUCCUUGUUAUCCAUCCACACCCCGUUCGCCAUCGAAGCGCCGAAGGAAUCCUUGUUUGCCCCGUCCGCCCGGGCCCGCUUGGAAGUCGCGUCGAUGAUUCUGUCCACGCAGCGCCGCCUGCGCGAAAUGUCGCAGCAGCUGUCUCUCUGUAACAUGGGCGACUGGACCAUGCAGGCGUACUGCACGAUAUGUCAACUCCUUCACGAGGGGCAGACCAGCGGGUCGCCCAUCUCUCUCACCCGGACCCUCCCGGGCCUUCCCGAGUCGUUGAUCGCUCUGGUGGAGGUGGUCUUGACAUGCCUCGAAUCGCGCCUCCUCCUGGUGGUCAAGGGGGCGAAGGAGUACUUCUUCAUGUCGACCAUCGUCGCCCUGGUCAAGGUGGGCCUCUGGCCGAGCCAAGCGCACAUCUACAAGCAGGAAGUCGUCGAGCGGGUGAUCCUGUUCGCGCAGACGCUGUUCACGCGCCACGCCAACUGCGCCCACCUGGGCGACUGGGGGAUGGGGAACUUCAAGACCAACCAGGUCCCCAGUCUCAACACCGGCCCGGUGCUGGUCGCGCCGCCGUUCGUGCCCGACGUCAGCAUGCCCCAGGCCCCGAACUUUGGCAUGAUGCCCCCCGGCGAACUCGACCCCUUCCUUGACGCGUUCGACUGGGGAGAUCUCACGGGGAUCACCUUCCAGCAAUGAUGUAAGAAUACGGAGACGUCCUUAUGUCAGGACCUACGUAACGCCUACCUCCUCACCCACCAACCUAUCUACCUUCCAUGACGAUUGUAUGUACUGUACAGAUACUCUAUAUCACAUACUACCUGCGUCCCUC
Messenger RNA from Aspergillus heteromorphus CBS 117.55, 2799 nucleotides. Its product is annotated as putative C6 transcription factor. Gene Ontology annotation, biological process: regulation of transcription by RNA polymerase II; DNA-templated transcription. The transcript has 5 exons. The record is from RefSeq and is a predicted model, not a curated record. Gene Ontology annotation, molecular function: DNA-binding transcription activator activity, RNA polymerase II-specific; RNA polymerase II cis-regulatory region sequence-specific DNA binding; zinc ion binding. NCBI's taxonomy places the organism in Eukaryota, Fungi, Ascomycota, Eurotiomycetes, Eurotiales, Aspergillaceae. Bases 237 to 2666 code for a protein of 809 amino acids. Gene Ontology annotation, cellular component: nucleus.